Messenger RNA from Phytophthora nicotianae INRA-310, 411 nucleotides. RefSeq lists its product as hypothetical. The transcript has a single exon. The coding region runs from base 1 to 411 and encodes 136 amino acids. The record is from RefSeq and is a predicted model, not a curated record. Lineage: Eukaryota; Oomycota; Peronosporomycetes; Peronosporales; Peronosporaceae.
AUGAGCUCAGUUCUCACGAACUGCCGAUCACACCGCUGUCUCGCCAACGAAGACGGUGACGAAUGCUACUGCCGAUAUAAGAUUAACACGUGCGAGCGUGGGCGAAUAAAUGUCGUGUACAAUCAAGGAGUCCACGUGAUGCACGAUAUUCGAGCCACCUCACCACCACGCACUCGCCUCACAGGACCUAUGAAAACAGUCAUAGAGGCCAAGUUAGACCUAUCUCCGCCGGCUUCGACGCAACAGCUAUACGCACACAUUUCGUCGGCUUUAGAACGAAAUGACCUCAAUAGCACAGCUCCGCUAAAACCCAGGUCGACUCAUUCCUGCGGCGCUGGAAUCACCCUGGUCACGACACUAGCCAAGUCUCAGAAAUUGUUGACACUGCGUUGUAUGACGUCUUCGGUUUGA